AUGGCCGACAAGCAGAUGGUUAGACCUGGGGCAGGAGUAGCUGGCCAGAAGAUCAAAGUAACCGUGAAUGCUUACAAAGUCACUCUGCCCAGCUUAGUCGUUCACCAUUAUGACGUUGCCGUCGAAGGCUUGAUCAGCAAGCACGGCACCGUUGUUUACGAUGGUAGAAAGACUUUGUUUGCACCAAAACUGCUCCAGUUUCCCGACAAUAAACAGACCUUCGAUGUCAAUUUGGCGUCACCAGCCGAACGCGCUGCCAAACGCAACCGUUCCUUCAAGGUCGUUCUCACCAAAGUCAACGAGGUCAAACUCGACAAUCUGCUCAAGUACGUCAAGAAGCAAGUCGGAUCCACCCCCGAUGAAGGCGUUUACGUUGCCAUCACUGCACUGAACGUCUUGUGCAAUCACGAUAUGAUGAUGACCCAUCCUACCUCCAAGAACAAGUUCUUCCCUCGUCCCCCGGGUAAUGGUCCAUCCGACAUGUUGUUGCAUAUGAAAGCUGGCGUUGAGAUGUGGCGCGGUUACUUUAGUUCGAUCCGCAUGGCUCCCGGUGGUCUCAUUUUGAAUUUCGAUCUGACUUCUCAGCCCAUGCUGAAAAGUGGUAACCUGGUGGACGUAGCUUGUGCCGUGAUGGGAUGCCAUGGCCAACCCCCAGCCUUAAAGGGGCUCUCACCUGCCAAGUUGGUUCAACUCGGUCGCUCCCUGAAAAUGAUGAAAGUCUCUGUCAGUCGGGUCGACAAGACCAUCUUGAGGACUAAAAUCAAAGACGUCGCACCUUCGGCUAGAGCCAUGUUCUUUGAGGCUCCCGUCUCGCCGGAUUCGAGUGUCAUGAAGAAGUGGAAUGUCGCGGAAUACAUCGAAUUCACUUAUAACAUGAGGCUCCGGGGUGGCGAUCUCCCCGUCGUCAAACUGACUGCCAAAGGAUGGUACCCCCUCGAAAUUUGCACCGUCGAACCCGGUCAGAAGUUUUCCAAGAAGUUGUCCCCAGAACAACUUGGUGAAGCUAUCAAGUGGUUGACAGUCAGACCACAAGAGCGUACUAGGAUGCUCACUGAUGGAAUCCGCAAUCACGUCAAAACUGCUCCCACCCUUGGCAAAUGGGGGGUUCGCAUGGACGCUGCCCCGCUCAUCGUCCCCGCUCGUCGAUUAGCUCCACCAGCUAUCAACUACGUACAUCCCAAGAGCAAUAAACCGGAAGCUAGCCGAGCCGACAACGGCGCUUGGAACUUAGCUGGCAAAAUGUUCUUGAAACCUAUGGCAGUGACAAGCUGGGUUGCCGUUGUUCUUGGUCGCCCUAAUCAUCAUAUCUCUCCACCGCAAGCCGCCCGAGCUUUGGAAGGCCUUCAAUCAGCUAUGUACGCCGCAGGCAUGCAAGUGAGCGGCCUUCAAGCGCAAACCAUCUUCGCCAACCAAAAUGAUCCUAUGUCGCCCUCGGACGAUACCUCUGUGGGGAAAUGGAUAAUGUCCAAGAUCAAAAGCAAACCGCAGUUAAUUGUCUGCUUCUUGAGAGACAAAACCGCUUGGGAAUACCGCCAGAUUAAACUUUUCGGCGAUUCACUUCAAGGAAUCGCCACUCAGUGCUUAGCUGUUGACAAAGUGGUCAACAAGGGCAAUGCUCAAUACUUCGCCAAUGUCGCACUUAAGAUCAACGUUAAACUAGGAGGUGUAAACCAUGGCGUAGGCCCGAGCGGUCGAAUUUUCCCUACCCGCACCAUGGUCUUGGGUGCCGAUGUAACGCACCCUGGUGGAGAUAGCUUAGAGCCCUCCAUUGCCGCGGUUGUCGGUUCCACCAACGAAUUUGGUAGUGGCUAUGGGGCUGAAUUUUCUGUCCAGCCGGGUCGUCAAGAAAUCAUUUCUGACCUCCACCACAUGGUCAAAGAACUUUUGAUCAAGUUUGCUCAGCGUAACAGUAACUUGCCGGAUAAAUUGAUAUUCUACCGUGAUGGAGUCAGUGAAGGCCAGUUUCCUGAUGUUGUUGCAAAGGAAAUCCCCUUGGUCCGCCAAGCGAUGCGUGCGGUUGGAGAAAACGCCAAAUACACAGCCCAGGCAGCCGCCAUGAAGUUAACUUACGUUAUCUGUGGAAAGAGGCACCACUUCAAAUUUGGGCCCACAUCGGAUAACAAAAAUGAGUCCGAUCGCAAUGGCAACUUGUUCCCGGGGGUGGUUAUUGACACGGACAUCGUUCACCCGUUCGACUUCGAUUGGUAUGGGCUUAGCCAUGCUGGGCUCCUUGGUACCUCGCGAGCUUCCCAUUACACCGUCUUGGUGGAUGAUGCCAAGCACAAACCUGACGACCUUCAGACUAUCACUUAUCAUUUGUGCUACACUUAUGCGCGAGCUACCCGCUCCGUGUCCAUUGCCACCCCGGCUUAUUACGCCCAUCAUGUUUGUACCAGGAUCAAACAGAUGUUAGCUGGUGUCGACGCUCGACAAAGUAGUACUUCGCCGACCGAUAUCGACUUGAACACCGCCUUGAGAGAGUACCAAACCAAGGCCAACGAGAUCCGGGCCGCUUUCCGCGCAAGCUAUAAUAAGGCGGGCACCUUCCCGGUCCCCGAGUACUGGAUGUAG
Messenger RNA from Puccinia graminis f. sp. tritici CRL 75-36-700-3, 2571 nucleotides. RefSeq lists its product as uncharacterized. Gene Ontology annotation, molecular function: protein binding; RNA binding. Lineage: Eukaryota; Fungi; Basidiomycota; Pucciniomycetes; Pucciniales; Pucciniaceae. The record is from RefSeq and is a predicted model, not a curated record. The transcript is spliced from 23 exons. Bases 1 to 2571 code for a protein of 856 amino acids.